UGUAAUUUCUACCCAAACGUUUCUACCCCAUGUUCUUACCUAAUAUUAGGUAAGGCUAUUUAUUAGAUUCGAACUACCUAAUCGAAAAAAAAACAAAUCAAGAGUUGUACCUAAAGCAAAUAUGAACAAAACAAGAAAAUGAAUCGGUAUCAUUCUACGUGUUACUUCUCUUUGGUUAUUAAAGGCAGUUCUGAAAAGUAAUGGAUCAAUCGUAUAAAUCAAAAUUCAACAAAUUCAAGUGCAGUGCAAAAAUAAACAAUCCAAAGUGCAACCGUCAUAAUCUACGGGGCAUGUCAUUAAGAUUGAUAGAUAAAAUUCAUUCCAUGGGAUAUACACAUGAAAUCGACGAAUCGAUGAGUAUUUGUGAGUCAUGUCGUGGAUUGAUAAAUCACAACAGAAGCCCGAAUACGAAAAAACGCCGAUCGGAUGGAAACGACGAAACUAUGCAACCAUCAUUUAGUGGGCAGCAACAUCAUGAUGUUCCAGAACCAGAACCGUCAACGAGUGGUCAACAAAUCGAACAUGAGCUGGAUAUGGUACCAUCUAUUCCAUCAUUGGAGUCAAUUCCGUCAACGGAUCAACUACAGGGUCCCCAUAAUAUUGAGAAGUUUAAUACCAUUGCUGAAACAUUGAGUUUAUCGCCAAUCUCAUCUAGAAACAUGAGAAGUAUGGAAUAUCGCAUAAACAAAUCAUUGCAGAUUACGAAAGCAGUUCGAAAAAAUAUCUUCGGAAUAGAUUCAACGGAUGUUGGCAAAGUGGAGGCGUAUGACGAGAUAAUUAUGCAGUUAAAGGAUAAGUUCAAUCACCCUAUAACUGACAGAAGCGAACAGAUUAAAAUACUAUCUGUACUUCCUAAGUCUUGGUCGGUAAAUAAAAUCACAAGAGAGUUUAACGCACCAAUGUAUAUGGCGAGGCAGGUGAAGGAUCUUGUUUAUGAACAGGGUAUUCUUUGUACCACCGAAAAAAGAAGGGGGCAUGGUAUUGAUGACGAUACAAAACAAAUAGUAAGAGAAUUUUUUGAUGAUAAUGAUAUCAGCAGGCCAAUGCCAGGAACAAAUGAUUUUGUUUCUGAGGUUCGAAAUGGAAAAAAACAACAAGUUCAAAAACGACUUUUGAUGAUGUCGCUCAAAGAGGCUUAUAUGAUUUUUGUAGAUAUGUACAAAACUGUGAAUAUUGGUUUCACAGUAUUUACACAGUUGCGACCAAAGCAUUGUAUUUUACUUGAUUCUACUGUUAUAUAUAAUGUAUGCAUAUUAGUAUGGGACAAACAUCAAAUUCUCGCUCUACCGAUAUCGAAGAAAACCAUCUGGACCUCCUAUCAGAAGGCCGACCUCCUAGCGAUGAAGGUAGCGCAACCUGGCCUCGGUAAGGCAGCAUGCUGA
Molecule: messenger RNA, 1382 nt
Organism: Aedes albopictus (Asian tiger mosquito)
Lineage: Eukaryota; Metazoa; Arthropoda; Insecta; Diptera; Culicidae
Exons: 3
Coding region: 201-1382 (393 amino acids)
Source: RefSeq, a predicted model, not a curated record